Messenger RNA from Diversispora eburnea, 1307 nucleotides. The record is from the annotation of a GenBank genome assembly. Lineage: Eukaryota; Fungi; Glomeromycota; Glomeromycetes; Diversisporales; Diversisporaceae.
GAUUUAGUAUUACUUGUUUUAUUAAAUGUCUUCGUUACAAAAUAUCAACACAAUAUUCAAAUGAAGAUUUGGGAGUAAACUUUUUAUAUUUAGUUUCAGGAGCUACACUUGCUGGAGGUAUAAAUAGAAAUUCAUUUCAAACUGCAUUAGUUACAAUAGAUAUUACAAAUCAAUGUAGCAAACCAUCUUAUUACAAUUAUCAAACUCACCUGUAUAAACCUAUAAUAGAUGAUGCAAAACUUAGUUGUGAAAUAAUUUUAUUAGAAAUUCUUGAUCAAUUAAAAAUAAUUAAUUCACCAGAUAAAGAAAAAAUAUUACCUAUAGGCUUCAACUUGGAGUAUUCUCAUUUAUCAAAACUUAUAGAUAGUAAUUCUUCAAUAAUAUUACAUAAUGGAAAUUUUAGUGGAACUUCAAAACAAAUGGAAUAUGCAAUUUUACUUGAAUUAUUAAAUAAUAUAAUGCCCAUAUUAGAAGAAACUGAUUUUACCUUACAUAUUUGCAUUGAUAGUGACCUUGAAACCAAUAGAACCUUGACAUAUAUUCCUGCAGUAAGCCAUAUAUUUGUGGAUCUAAAACAUAUUAUAGAAGGUUUAAUUCAGCAUUUACUUGGUAAUUAUAAUUUAUGUUGGAGUGAUAUAUGUUGGAUAAAAGAUAAUCUAGAGUUACAAUUACAAAAACCAAUUUUAAAAAACUAUACACAAACUGAAAUAAAUAAUUUUAAAAAUAUUUUAACUACAAUUUUUCAUAUACUAUUUGAUCAAGGACUUGUGACAACAUUUCGUACAUCCUAUAAUGAGGCGUUCAAUAGAAAAAUUCUAAAAUAUUUAGAUAAAAGAAUUGAUUAUUGGGUUUCAUAUUGUAUACGACAUGCAUUAGUAAUAAUUGAUCAAAAUAAUGGAUUAGAUACAAUGAUAUCUAAAGUUUAUAUGGUAGCAGAAUUAGUAUCUUAUAGAAGCAAAAUGAUUGAUCAAAUUCAUGAAAAUAUCUUUUGGCCAUCAUUUGGUAAUCUUUUGAUAGAUUUCGGUAUUAUUGAGCAAAUUAUCGAUAAACAAUAUGUACCUAAAGAACAAUGGUCAGAUCUUGAAAAAGAAACACUUGUUUUACUUGCUGUUUCUAAAAUAUUUGGGUUUAAAGAAUUUCGAGAUGGUCAAAAAGAAUCUAUUAUCGCAUAUUUGAAUGGAAAUGAUACAUUUGUAUCAAUGAAAACUGGUGGAGGAAAAACUUUGUGCUAUGCUUUGUUAGCUAUUUGUUUUGAAGGAUUGACUAUUGUUUUUAGUUCUCUCAAAGUACUCAUGAAAGAUCAAAAA